GGGUUCCGGUUCCGGUGUGAGGGGCUGAGGCAGCAGCGGGAGCGGGAGAGGCGGCGGGCAGGAUAAUGAUGGGGCCGAGCGCGGCGGACGCGGCGGAGCAGGAGGAGCGUUUCGACGGGAUGUUGUUGGCCAUGGCCCAGCAGCACCAGGGCGGCGUGCGCGAGCUUGUGAACACAUUCUUCAGUUUCCUCAGACGUAAAACUGAUUUCUUCAUAGGAGGAGAAGAGGGAGUAGCAGAGAAGUUAAUCACGGAGACGUUCAACCACCACAACAAGCUGGCUCAGAAAGAGCGGAAGGAGAAGAAGGCCCGGCAAGAGGCAGAACGGCGUGAAAAGACAGAGCGAGCUGCCAAACUCGCUAAAGAAAAGAAGCAGGAAGAUAAUGAGCCAAGGAUCAAGGAGCUUACAGAGGAAGAGGCGGAAAGGUUGCAACAGGAAAUUGACCAGAAAAAAGAGCAAAAACAAGAUGAGCCCAAAGAUGUCUCACUGAAACCGUGUGAGAAUCAAACGGAAUCUCCAGAGCCCAGUAAACAGGAGACAGAUGAUGAGGAAGAAGAUGAGAAGGAUAAAGGAAAACUUAAACCAAACUCUGGGAAUGGGGCUGAUCUUCCAAACUAUAGGUGGACACAGACCCUUUCUGAACUGGAUCUGGCCAUACCAUUCAAGGUGAACUUCCGGCUGAAGGGGAAGGAUGUGGUGGUGGACAUUCAGAGACGGCACCUGAAAGUGGGGCUGAAGGGUCACCCCCCAGUGAUUGAAGGAGACCUAUACAAUGAAGUGAAGGUGGAGGAGAGCUCCUGGCUGAUUGAGGAUGGUAAAAUAGUCACCGUGCACCUGGAGAAGAUCAACAAGAUGGAAUGGUGGAGCAAGCUAGUUCCCACGGACCCAGAAAUCAACACCAAGAAAAUUAACCCAGAGAACUCAAAGUUGUCAGAUCUGGACAGUGAAACUCGCAGCAUGGUGGAGAAAAUGAUGUAUGAUCAACGUCAGAAAUCCAUGGGGCUCCCCACGUCUGAUGAACAGAAGAAGCAGGAUAUACUGAAAAAGUUCAUGGAGCAGCAUCCAGAAAUGGACUUUUCCAAGGCUAAAUUCAACUGAGCCCCUCUCUUUUUUUUUUUUUCCCCUCCACUCCCUUCAGACAGGCCAUGGAAUGGGGCAGGAUGUGCAUGGGUCGGGGGGAGGGAAGGGUCAUCUCCUGACCUUGGGCGAGUAAACACUCCUGUCAUCCCCAAGUGAACUUGCC
Trachemys scripta elegans is the source of this 1242-nucleotide messenger RNA. RefSeq names its product nuclear distribution C, dynein complex regulator (gene NUDC). The record is from RefSeq and is a predicted model, not a curated record. The transcript has 9 exons. NCBI's taxonomy places the organism in Eukaryota, Metazoa, Chordata, Testudines, Emydidae. Gene Ontology annotation, biological process: protein folding. The coding region runs from base 66 to 1097 and encodes 343 amino acids. Gene Ontology annotation, cellular component: cytoplasm.